AUGGCGGACCCGAAUACGCACCCGUGGGGUCACUACUGCGGCAACUCAACAGACUCGUCGGCCAACGGAACGAUCGAUAUUUGGAAGCCUGUGUGUGGUUGGGUGAGUGCAGGCAACGACAGAGGGACCAUCGACAUUCUUUGGUCCAGUAACCUGACCAUCUUUCUUUGUGUCUGGGUAGCGACUCAUCCCAACGCGCUGGGGCACGGAGAAAAGUGGUGGCACGCUGCCAUCGACAAAUUCAACCUUGCCGCGAUCGGCCUUCUCGGACCCGAUUUUCUUUUUGGUAUUGCAGUUGGACAGCUUGCUAGUGCUAGAAAAAGUGUCAAGGUUCGUUGCAUACAGGUGCACAUGAAGGGCAAUGGGGUGGUUCUCGAUUUGCUACAUAUGGAGGCAAUGGCGAUUUCUGAACGCAACAGUGUCGACGCUCUUUCCAGAAUCAUUACGGUGUGGCAGGCUAUCCUGUUCUGCAUCAAAGAAGGGGAUCGACUCCGGCUGGGUUUGCCCAUCACACCUUUAGAGCUAACUGCUCUUUCGUUCACCUUCGUCAUGUUUUCAACUUCUAUUUGCUGGUUCUACAAACCUAACAUAACGUGCCCGCAAGACAUUGAAACCGAAACUGCGAUUGAAUUCAUCAGGAAGAAAGCACGACAGACUUCGCCAGGAGUUUAG
Messenger RNA from Colletotrichum lupini, 672 nucleotides. RefSeq lists its product as uncharacterized. The coding region runs from base 1 to 672 and encodes 223 amino acids. The record is from RefSeq and is a predicted model, not a curated record. NCBI's taxonomy places the organism in Eukaryota, Fungi, Ascomycota, Sordariomycetes, Glomerellales, Glomerellaceae. The transcript has 4 exons.